AGUAAUAUACACUUUCUCUCUCAUCCAUGCAAAAGCUGAUACAAAAGCCAAAGCUCAAUCCCAUCAUCAUCAUUGUGCCAAUAGAGCCACCCCUGACACAUUACAUGAUUGCACAUAUCACCACUCCCUUCUCUCUCUUGCUAUACACAUACUAUUUGUAUGUAUGCUUCUGUGUGUGUAUAUCUCUAUAUAUAAAUGUAGACAUAUAGGUGCUGUUGGGGGUGUUUUUCUCUAUGUGACACAGUGAAUUUUAAGAGUCUGAAACAGCAAAGCAAACCAGCAAAAAUACAAAAAAAGGCCAGUGUAUAACCCAUAUAUACUCUCAUUUUGCAUCACUCUCCUUUGUCCCUCUGCCAUUUUCAUAUAUCAUAUCUCAUUUCCACACAAAACAAAAAAGAAUGAGUAACAAAGAUGAUGGUUUAGGCCUAGGCUUGAGUUUGAGUUUAAAAUGCCCGGAGAACUAUCCACCGCCCCCACCACCUCCGGCGCCGGCGACACGAUUUCCGUUAAAUCUGUUGCCAUCUCCACCUUUGUCUUUUCUUCACCGUAGUCACCCUGUUUCAAAUCAUCAAAAACUUUCUUUCUUGGCGAACCAUCACGCUGUACCAAAUCACGAUUUAAAUGGUGAAACGAGAUCAUACGCACGUGGGAUUGAUGUAAACCGGCCACCGUCGACAUCGGCGGCGAUUGUGGCGGUCGACGAUGAAGCAUUUGUAUCAUCGCCCAACAGUACGGUGUCAAGUGUAAGCGGUAAGCGCGUGGAGCGAGAAGAUGCUGAAGCCGAGCGAGAAUCAAGCUCGCACGGGAUCAGCGGCGGCGAAGAGGACGACGACGGCGGUGAUGCAUCGGCGUCGAGGAAGAAACUCCGACUGUCAAAAGAUCAAGCGGCGGUGCUUGAAGAAACAUUCAAAGAGCAUAAUACUCUUAAUCCGAAGCAAAAACAAGCAUUAGCGAAACAGCUGGAUCUGAGGCCAAGGCAGGUGGAAGUUUGGUUUCAAAACAGAAGGGCUAGGACAAAGUUGAAGCAAACGGAGGUGGACUGUGAAUAUCUUAAGCGAUGUUGUGAUACAUUGACGGAGGAAAACAGGCGGUUACAAAAGGAAGUCAACGAGCUUAGAGCUCUCAAACUUUCUCCGCAAUUUUACAUGAACAUGAACCCUCCAACCACGUUGACCAUGUGUCCUCAAUGUGAGCGUGUAGCCGUAUCAUCCUCCUCAUCAUCAACCUCAUCAGCUGCUGCCGCAACUUCAACAACAAUUGGUUCAAGUGGUCUUCCUAAAGCGCUCCAUGGCUCUAUGGCAGCCAAUCAACAAAAACAGAACAACCCCUUCCUCCCAAGAGCCACAAUCAUUCCCCAUCGCCCGUUAGACGCCCACCACCCUAGAUGGUAAUCAAGAUUACCUAUCUGCCAUGGAGGAAUGGGGGGAAAAGGGUUAAUAUUAGGGAGAUUUUAAACAGGAUGGGGGAAUGAUUUUGCUGGAUUAAAGUGAGAUUUGAUGUAGGAAUGGAAGGGGGACAACGUGGGAAUUAGUUUUCUAUUUGUCUUUGUUUUUUUUUUCUUUAUAGAUUUAUUUGGAUUUUGAUGAGUUGCUUUUAGAAUCUAAGCUUAGUCAUGAGUCAUGAUGCUUAUAUUGUGUCUUCCCCCAUGCUAUUUGUAUGUGGGACCACACAAUUUGAGGAUAACAUGAUUGGUUUGUACAUAUUUGUUAGUUUUUAAAUAUGUUGUGUUCUUUAGUUAUGUACCUACCAAUCUCAUCAUUAUUUCAUAUCUCUAACCCAAAUCAUUCUUGUUCUUGGUUAAUUCAAAACAUAUACUGUAUUAUC
Erigeron canadensis is the source of this 1824-nucleotide messenger RNA. Its product is annotated as homeobox-leucine zipper protein HAT4-like. Gene Ontology annotation, biological process: regulation of DNA-templated transcription. Gene Ontology annotation, molecular function: sequence-specific DNA binding; DNA-binding transcription factor activity, RNA polymerase II-specific. The coding region runs from base 399 to 1391 and encodes 330 amino acids. NCBI's taxonomy places the organism in Eukaryota, Viridiplantae, Streptophyta, Magnoliopsida, Asterales, Asteraceae. The transcript has 4 exons. Gene Ontology annotation, cellular component: nucleus. The record is from RefSeq and is a predicted model, not a curated record.